AUGCUCAGAAAUAGAAGGAGAAGUGGGCCAGUUCUGCACUCGAGCCGCUGUACUUGGUAGAAAGAGUUUACUUGCUUCGUACUUGCAGUUGAAAGUGCAUAGUGUUCCGUCCUCCUCUUCCCAUUCUCUAACAACUAUCUUCCGAUCUUAUCGGGCUUGACUUUUACUUUGGUGAACGCUCGCUCUUCCUCCCGCAAUCAUGGUGGACAAGAAGUUCGAAGGAAUCCAGCUGGUGGCUCGCAUCCUGGCCAUAGUCAGUGGAAUCAUUGUUCUGGCCAUUAUUGUGGACAAACUUAAAGUGACAGUCCCCACCAUAUCUGGUGUCUCAGCUGAUGUAUGUUUCUAUCAGGCAUCUGGUACUGAAACGUGCGACUUUGGCAUUGGCAUGGGUGCCGUAUCCUUGGUCGUCGGCCUGAUCCUUUCCGUCGUCAACGUCCUGGCCCUAGUGCUUCCCGGCCCUCUGGCUCUGAUUGUGCUGCCAGGUGGACGUCGCCGCACCUUGGCCCUCAUUGAUCUUGGCUUGUCACUGGUCAUUGCUGCAGUCUGGUUUGCAUGCGCCAUCUAUACCACCGUCGAGUAUGCCGACUUGUCCGUCACAGCAGAUGAGCCAAAUGCUGGUGUGUUCUUUACGUGGCUAUCGUUUGCCCUCUGGCUCGUGGCUGGACUGUUGGCAAUCGCUGUUUACAAGAAGUCGGACACGAUUCUUCCUGGUGACAACUAGUGCACACGAAGAGUGCGUGAAUCGGUACUCUUCAUUGCCUUCCGAUUGUCUUUAUUGUUCCUUUCUCUCUAUUCUAGCCUCUUCUUUACUUGUUCCAAUUGUAUAGCCUGUAACUUUGCUCAGUGGGUGACUGACCAGACAGCUCUGCUCAUACAUGUAUAUCUAGGUUGUGUGCAGCUGUGCUUUUCUACUUUUUCAAUGAGUUCUCUCACACCUCCCCCCCCCCCCCCCCCCCUCACACCCUUGGCUAGCUUUGUGGAUAUGCCGCAGCAUCUACAAAUGUCCUCAUUCCAGCAGCUCAGACCGCUUCUGUCCAUCACAAGAGGUGCAUGUUCUUUUUCUAAUCAACUGCUGCAGUAGGUAAAGCUAACUAGGAUCUGUGAUUUUUUUUUGAAGUGUUAGAGUUUGAUGAAUCCUUGGAGGAUCAUUGGGAGUUUUUAUUCCUCAUAACAAUGAUGUGUCAGGCGAAA
Sycon ciliatum is the source of this 1191-nucleotide messenger RNA. RefSeq lists its product as uncharacterized. Bases 200 to 721 code for a protein of 173 amino acids. The record is from RefSeq and is a predicted model, not a curated record. Gene Ontology annotation, cellular component: membrane. Lineage: Eukaryota; Metazoa; Porifera; Calcarea; Leucosolenida; Sycettidae. The transcript is spliced from 3 exons.